Messenger RNA from Mizuhopecten yessoensis (Yesso scallop), 2761 nucleotides. Its product is annotated as mitochondrial import inner membrane translocase subunit Tim17-B-like. The record is from RefSeq and is a predicted model, not a curated record. Bases 85 to 609 code for a protein of 174 amino acids. Gene Ontology annotation, cellular component: mitochondrial inner membrane; TIM23 mitochondrial import inner membrane translocase complex. Gene Ontology annotation, molecular function: transmembrane protein transporter activity. The transcript has 7 exons. Gene Ontology annotation, biological process: protein import into mitochondrial matrix. NCBI's taxonomy places the organism in Eukaryota, Metazoa, Mollusca, Bivalvia, Pectinida, Pectinidae.
ACAUUUGUAAGAUUCUUUUAACGCAGUAACCUUUCGAUGGAAAAAAGAAGGUCGUAAUCGUCGUGAAGCAACUUUUGAAGAAAAAUGGAAGAUUACGCGAGAGAUCCAUGUCCAUGGAGAAUCAUGGAUGACUGUGGGGGAGCCUUCUCCAUUGGUAUUAUUGGCGGCUCAAUAUUCCACGGAUUCUCGGGAUAUAGAAAUGCUGCAAAAAUACCGGGCAAAUGGAACAGGCUUACUGGGAUGGCACACAAUAUUAGGACUAAAUCUCCAAUCACUGGAGGUAACUUUGCAAUAUGGGGAGGUUUAUUUUCCGGAAUUGACUGCUUGUUGGUUUACUUUCGAGGAAAGGAAGACUAUAUCAACUCAAUUGUCAGCGGGGCUGCCACAGGGGGGAUUCUUUCUGUACGAAAUGGACCGUAUCAGAUGAUGGCAUCAGCUGCUAUAGGUGGUUUAUUGCUGGGUAUGAUUGAAGGAGUCGGUAUCUUCAUUACCUACAUAACAGCUUCCCAGUUUGAUCCUGCCAACAGACAAAUGAUGGAGGAUCCCAAUCAACUCCCUGACAAACCAGUAGGAAAUACAAAUAUGUACGGAAUGGCUUCCUAUCAAUGAUGUUCUUCAAUGUAGGCGUUAUAGAGAAUGUGAUAAUGACUGCUUUCUGCUCAAUGUCAUCCUCUUGAGCAGAUAUUAACCUCAUGGAUAGGCAUUUACUUUCCAGGACAGAUGCUGCUCUCAUGUAUAUAGCCCUUAUGGAUAGAUAUCACUCUUGUGGGUUAUGUUUAUGAAUACAGAAAUGAUGUACAUAGGUAUCACACUAAAAGAGAGGUAUCACCUUCAUAGAGAGGAAACGCUGUGGUAGAAAGAUAUCACGGUCAUGGACACUUCAUUGUGCCAAGCAGUUGAUACAGAACAGUGUGAAAUUAUGAAUGCCUCGUACGAUCUGUGGUUUCCGUGGUUCAAAUUAUACUGUGUGAGUGCUUCAUGAUGCAAGUGUUUGUUGUGUGUUAGAGGUCAUUGUGGUGGUGCCCUGUCCCGUGCACUGUGGUUAAUUACGUUACAGCAGCUGCUGGCAUAUGUCAGCGAGCAUUAACAAAUAUUUAUUGAUUUCGUUUACUUGGAAAUGAAAAGUCUGCCUUCAUAAAUUCUUUUUGUCUAAUCAAAAUGAUGAAAUAUUGCAUUAUAUUAGUGGCAAUUAAAUUAGUGUUUUAAUCAGGAUUAUGAAAUAUGACCUUUCUGGCUUUCAGCAAUCAUUGAAUUCAACCCAGGACAUCACUUGAUAUCUGACUCUGAAGGGGUAACUUGGGAUGAACAUGCUUUUUACAGAUCUGAAAUAUUACUUAUCCUGGUGGUAACUCAGACUUCCUUGGUGAUCACGCUGGAAACUUCGAAACGUUCUGUUUUUGGGUUGGGUGGGCUUGUAUGUGGAGUCUAGGUCAUAUCUCAAAUAAUACUUUUAAAAGUUGCUAAGAAAAGCAAUAACCAAAGUUCUGAUUGCGAAUUUAUGUUUCAACAUUAAGUUCAGUGCAGCAUUGUGAAUUUGAGUCAGCACUGUAAUACCUACAAGUGUAUUUCACUAUAAAUACAUGUUUUUAUGUUUAAUUUGCAUAGGGCCUCGGUAACACAAUUUUGUUUUUGUGAAUUUAAAUUCCUAUGAAUUAAUUGUUGAUCAAACAAUUGUAUAAAUAACUAGUGGCGGAAAUUGAACAAUUUCUCUACAGAAUUAGAACUGUUCAGAUAUCGAGAAAGCAUAUAAAUAAUAUUACGGGUACCGACAUAAAGAUCCCCUGACAUCAUGUGUAUGAUGCAUGGAUUUCAAUGUUUUUAUGUAUUUUUACGUAAGUUUAUGCCAUGGUGAGAGUUUUGAGUUUGUUACCACCUCUACAAUGUAAAUGUGUGUUUGUGUGUAGAGUUUGUUUGUGUGUAGCGUUUGUUAAAAGACUUGAGUGUGUAGUAAGAGAGUUGUAUAAGUUCAUCUUUAGUAUAUAUAUGUAUUACAUACACAGCUGAUUAAUCUGUGUUAAUUUUAUGGUGAACAUUGUUUUAUUAACGGUUGUUACUGAGCUAUUACACAUUCACAUCAUUUUUUGUCUAUUUCAUUGAUAUUGUGUUAUUUAACAGUGAUAUUUGACUGUCAAUGUCACUGAUAUUUGACUGUCGGUGACAUUGAACAGUCGAGGUCACAACAUCAUUUAUUCUUGUAAUAGCACAUUUUACAAGAUUUAAUUCACGUUUAACUCAUCAAAGUCGGAUAGUCCUGAUGAAAGCUUUGUUCUAAGAUUUCACGUACACAGUUAAAAAUGGUAAUAAACUAGAUAAAACUUGAUUGAUUUAAUAUUCAUCUUGUUUGACAAUGUCUUUAAUAUAAUACGUUAUAUACAAAGUCUUACCAAGAUGGUUGUAUGGAAUUGUGUUAAAUCUCUUUACAGUACCGUACACAUGCAGUAGGUUACUACCAAACAAUGACAUUCUGCUUGUGUGUACUGGAAGUCAUUGUGUUUAACUUUUGCCCUCCAUAAUGAGGAACAAAUUAUCAUGUCUUUAAAUAUAAGCACGCAACAUACUUCAUGUAUUUAUAACAAUUCCUAUGGCUAGAAUGGAUGGGUACUACUGUUGUCAUACACAUGUGACUUCUGUCCACUCAUGAAGUUGACAUACCUAUAUGGAAUUACUGUGGAGAUAUGAUGUAAAAGAGUACCUGUUUGAUAUAUAUAUGGCUGUUUGAUAUGUAAAGUUUGACAAAAAAUAAAAAUAGGAAAGGACUAAA